AUGCCUUUCAAUAAUAAUAAUGAAUAUGAACUAUCGGAGGAAUUUGCAUCGAAACUUAUAAAAUUGAUUUCAAUAUUUUUAUGCUUAAAAUCGAAUGACUGUAAACAAGAAGAAUAUGAACAAAUAGUGGACUUACUAUCUACAAUAGACUAUGAUUUUUAUGAAGAAGAACAGAUAUCAAAAGCUAAUCCAAAUCUGACAUUUGAAGAGGAGCGAGAUAUACUAGCAGAAGCUAUGAAACAAUAUGCAAUUUCUCAUUGGAUUAAAUAUGAAAUUAAAGAGAAUAAAAUUGUCAGAACGAUCUGGAAAACAUGGUGUCAUGAACGAGAAUGUCGUCCCCGUGCUGGCAUUAUCUUAUCAUAUUUUGAUACUAAAGGUUUAGCAGAAGUUCUCCUAACAAAAUAUUAUAAAAACAAUUAUAUUCAAUAUGGCUAUGCUAAAGGUAAAAUUGAACUCGGUGAAACUGUUUGGGAUUGUGCUGCUCGUGAAGGUGCCGAAGAAUUAGGUUUGGAUGCUAAAAUUAUUUACAACCUAAUAAAAUAUAGUCAACCAAUAAGAAAAAAUGUAUUUAAUGUUGUGGAGAACUCAUCAAUAGAACAUUAUUAUUUCAUCAUUCGUGUACCCAAUAAAAACAUGGUUCUUAUGCCAAAUGAAAAAGAAAUUCAUGUAAAUAUUCAUAUUGUUUUACAUUUAAUUGAAUGGUCGUAUAAUCACUGUUUCCUUUUCAUGAAACACGAUCUAAAACGAGGGUCGAAGUAUAAAUGGUGUCGCAUAAGUCCUGAUUCUCAACAAUCAUUAAUUUAUUUGGAAACAAAGAGUAAUUCCUACUCAGCUGAAUGUAUAUGA
Rotaria sp. Silwood2 is the source of this 846-nucleotide messenger RNA. The record is from the annotation of a GenBank genome assembly. NCBI's taxonomy places the organism in Eukaryota, Metazoa, Rotifera, Eurotatoria, Philodinida, Philodinidae.